Molecule: messenger RNA, 1149 nt
Organism: Pseudogymnoascus destructans
Lineage: Eukaryota; Fungi; Ascomycota; Leotiomycetes; Thelebolales; Thelebolaceae
Exons: 1
Coding region: 1-1149 (382 amino acids)
Molecular function (GO): oxidoreductase activity
Source: RefSeq, a predicted model, not a curated record
AUGGGCUCCUUAGGCGCACAAAUCCACGGCAAAUUCCCCCUCUUCGUCAUCGAUGCGGGGGUUGACGACGCGGACGCUUGGCAGAGACCAUACCUCACAACACCAAUAUUCAGGAAAUUCGUCAACAAAUCAUUCCCACUGAUUGACAUCCGCCCCGAAAUUGCAGCCCCAGGGUAUAACCCCGCCGAUCUACUAAAGAGCCACGGCUUCGGGGUCCUAAACCACAAGUCCGCGCUCUUCGACCCCUCCAACGCCCAUCUAAGCAUAGACGACGAGCCCCUCCUCCAUGAAACAUACUACCCCGAGAUCCGCGAGCUCCUGACCAAAACCACCGGCGCAAAACACAUCUUCAUAACCCACAGCUUCGUCCGCAAAAGCCGGCCCCGCGGCAUCACCGGUCCGAACCCGCCUAACUCCGCCCGCCGCGCUGGAUCAAACAAUCGGGCUGACGCUAACUUCCGGGGCACUGUAAACCACCAUGACAACACUACCAACGUCCCGAAGCAUAUCCCCGCCGGCGCCGGAGUUGGUCCUGCCCGCCUCCCGCAUCUCGACAACACGCACAUCAGCGCGCGUCAGUGCAUCCGCUUUUACCGGCGGGAUAUUGAGCAACAGGCGCGCGAGAGCGGGGUCAUCGGUGCUGAAGACGGGAUUUGUGCUGACUUGCCAUUCCCAGCUACCAGCGCCGAGGCCAAUACCGUGAUCGCGGAGCGGUAUAACCGCGGCGAAUUGGGGCCGCGGUAUGCAGCGUAUAGCGUUUGGCGGCCGCUGGGAACUGUGCAGCGGGAUCCGUUGUGUGUUGCACCGCGGCGGCAGGAUACGGGGGAGCUGGUAGAGUAUCCUUAUGACCUCCGGGUUCCGGGGAAUGCGGAGUUGGGAGGGGAUUUUUUGCGGGAGGUGGCGCUGUUGGGUGUGCAGGGGGAAGAGGUGGGGGUGGGACGUGAAGUUGAUGCGGGGAAACUGAAGUGGUAUUAUGUGUCGAAGCAGACGAGGGAGGAGGUGCUUCUUGUCAAGUUUUUUGAUAGUGCGGCGUUGUGUCGGGGUGAGGAAGAGGCGGAAGCGCCGUGGCAUGGGAGUCCGGAUAUUGGGGACGUGUGUGGGGAGGGAGCGAGGGAGAGCAUCGAGGUGAGGGUUAUUGCGUUUUGGUGA